UAAAUUCUCUUUGUAGAAGUGGUAACUACUAACUGGAAGCAUGGCACAAGCUGCCUUUUCUGCGAAUGGAAAAUACUAUUCAUUAAUAACUCAAGACGGUCGAUUGAAAAUAUGGGAUACAGAAAAGAAUGUUCUCAAACAAGAGUUCACGCCCGAUAUGCAUCUUACACAGCCACCCACUUGUUUACAGUGGAUCAACGUAAAUUCAAGUUCAGGUCGAACCAAUCAAGAGAAAAAACGAAAAAAUAAACCUUUAAAUGAUGACUCCUUAGAACACAUUGCCAUAGGUAUGACAAAUGGAAGUAUAUUGCUAUAUUCAGUUGCUCAAGCGGCAGUUGAAACAGUGCUAAAUUCUCAGACCAGUAAGAAAGUUCUAGCAGUUGAUUGGAAUAUUAAGUUUGGUCUAAUUAGCUGUACAGUAGACAACAACAUCUAUGAGUGGAGCAUAGAAAAUUCAUCAGUGAAUUUUGUUUAUGAUGUGUCUGUGGCUGGUGCAAAUAAGCAAGCAAAUAAAAUAAGUGGUGUUAAAAUUGUCCCAUAUCAACAGAAUCCUGCAGUAAAACAUGUGGUUGUAGCAUCAUCCCAAGUCAGAUUAUGGAGACUCGGCAAUGGCAAAGCAGAUUUGUUGAAGAGUCUUGGUCACAAUGCGGCAGAUGGAACAUUGCUAGUGGUAGCCACAUUAAACAACUCAUACUGGCUUAUAGAAGGAUCACGAAAUGAGCGUCUUCUACAGUUUUGGGACAUAUCACAAGCAAAUGACACACAAAAACAAAAUGGAGAUAUACAGCAACCUUUUGAAAAGAAAAGAAGAAGAGAAUCUGUCACCAAUAUACCAACACCAACAUACAGCUUUGUUUUAGAAGAUGCUCCUCGAAUGAUUGAUAUAUCAAUAAGGUCAGACGAUGGAGCUAGCAGGAUGUCUUUGGUCGCUGUUACAAGAAGUGGUGUUGUACAUUACUAUGGACAUAUGAUAAAUGGGCCAUCAACAAAACCAAUUAAACCAUCAGUGACAAUGCAUAUGACUACACCAGACGCAAACCCUAUACCGUUAAUAUGCUGUGCCCUGCACUCCAGCGAUGAUGUACUUGUUGGAUACAAAAGUACUGCAGCAUUUGUUUUUGAAAGAGUAACUCCAGAUUUAACAUCAAAAACACAAAUAUUGAUACGAGAAGAGAGCAAAAGUACAAAGAAAUCAAAUAAAAGCAAGGAGGUUAAUAAAGAAGUAGUGGGGAAAAAUAAUGAUGUAACAUAUGUGGAACCUAUGGGAGGGGUUACCAGCAGAAAGAGACAAACUGCAGGAGCUAAGGUUGAAGGUACGAUGGAGGCAAGAUUAGAGAACCUCGCCAUAGACCUCAAGAGCAGGAGUAAAGCUCCCGUUUGCCAAAAUUUGACCAAGUUGUUGAUGCAGGGCCUACAUUCUAAGGAUAAGAAGAUUAUACUCACUGUGUUGCAACGGGACGACCCAGAUGUCGCAAGCAGGACUAUGGAUUCGCUGCCAGCUAACUAUAUACCGAAUUUGCUUGAUGAACUCAUUGAAAUGGCGACGAGGAGGACAAGUCAAUGUUCAGCGGUCUGUACAUGGGUUCGGGCUCUGCUCCAUUCUCAUUCUGCGAUGCUGUUGACAUCCGCAGCAACAUCAGCUGAGAAAAUUACAUCACUGCUUGCAAUAUUCACUAAUAGACGAUCACACCUAUGUCAGCUGUUGAACCUCAAGGGACGGCUGGAUCUAACCAUGGUUCAGAAGGGAUCUAAGGAUAUGUAUACAGAGCAAGAAGCAAUCCUAGAAUAUAAUGAUUCAUCGUCCGAAGAGGAAGUGAUGGAGUUAGAACAGUACCAAUCAAGCAAUGAAGCUUCGGAGCAGUGGGAUGAUGAUGAUCAAGUUGAUGGUGAACACAGCGACCAGGAUGAAGAAAUGGAGUCUAGUGAUAGUGAAUAAAAUGUUAUGACUUAUUAAAUUCGAUUAUAUUAA
Messenger RNA from Leptidea sinapis, 1969 nucleotides. Its product is annotated as WD repeat-containing protein 43. The record is from RefSeq and is a predicted model, not a curated record. The transcript is spliced from 11 exons. Bases 41 to 1936 code for a protein of 631 amino acids. Gene Ontology annotation, cellular component: nucleolus. Gene Ontology annotation, biological process: maturation of SSU-rRNA from tricistronic rRNA transcript (SSU-rRNA, 5.8S rRNA, LSU-rRNA). Gene Ontology annotation, molecular function: protein binding. NCBI's taxonomy places the organism in Eukaryota, Metazoa, Arthropoda, Insecta, Lepidoptera, Pieridae.